Exophiala bonariae is the source of this 1779-nucleotide messenger RNA. RefSeq lists its product as uncharacterized. Gene Ontology annotation, biological process: transmembrane transport. Gene Ontology annotation, cellular component: plasma membrane. NCBI's taxonomy places the organism in Eukaryota, Fungi, Ascomycota, Eurotiomycetes, Chaetothyriales, Herpotrichiellaceae. The transcript is spliced from 3 exons. The record is from RefSeq and is a predicted model, not a curated record. Gene Ontology annotation, molecular function: transmembrane transporter activity. The coding region runs from base 1 to 1779 and encodes 592 amino acids.
AUGGCAUCUACCCCAGACGAGCACUCUGCGAAGCCCGGGUUGAAAGAGCAUCUACACAGCUUCUUCAAAGCACCCUCCAAACAUGAGAGUUCUGGAGAAGACAGAACACAUGUUGGUGAAGAGUCACCAAACGAUCAUGAAAUCACACAAGUUUCGAGAGACGCUCAGGCCGGUGUGCAAAGGAUUCAAGCAGCAACAACCGUCUGGACCAGAACAAAUCUCAUCGGUGCACACGUCUGCAUCUGGUUCAUCUACUUUGUCAUCUCAAUGGAAGAAGUCGUCCUUCGCUCCUUGAAUCCUUAUGUCACCAGUUCAUUCUCGCUACACUCUCUGACAUCGGCAACAAAUAUCAUGUCAAGCAUCAUUGGCGGAUUAGCCAAGAUUCCGACCGCGAAGAUACUCGACACUUGGGGCAGACCCCAGGGUAUUGGUUUGAUGACAUUCAUUUGGAUUAUUGGAUACAUUAUGAUGGCUUCAUGUAAGAACGUACAGACUUACGCUGCUGCCCAAGUAUUCUCUGUGACCGGUGCGCAGGGAGUGAGUUACUGCCUCACAGUCUUCAUCUCGGACACAUCGACACUCAGGAAUCGAACACUCAUGCUUUCUAUCGCAACCUCGCCGUAUAUCAUUACCACCUGGCUAGGAGGCCCACUAUCCCAGAGUGUCAUACAAGGCCCUGGUUGGAGAUGGGGGUUCGGCAUCUUUGCUAUCACAGUUCCUCUGGUCGUAGCCCCCUUAGUAUUCCUCUUUCUUUACAAUCAGAGGAAGGCUAGGAGACAAGGGCUCAUUGAUCAUAUACACAUUAGCCUUCGUCCGUCGGCAUUGAGACGGUAUGCGAUCGAGAUCGACCUUCUCGGUAUCAUCAUUCUCGCAGGUGGUAUGGCACUUUUCUUGUUACCUUUCAGCCUUUACUCUUACCAAUCGGGCAAAUUUCGCUCCCCAAUGAUUAUUUGCAUGAUCACCUUUGGUGGCGCAUUGCUCAUCUUUUUCGCCUUCUGGGAGAGAUUUUGGGCGAAGAAAACGUUCAUCCCCUUCGAGCUCCUGAUGGACAGAACAGUCUUCUGCGCCGGGCUGAUGUUCGUUUGUGUGUUCUUCAACUCAAUGGUCUGGGGAAGCUACUUCUUCUCUAUGUUACAGGUGGUAUGGGGUCUCAGCAUCACAAAUGCAAGCUACGUUAGUGCCAUUUACCGCGUGGGUUCUUCACUCUGGGCUGUUGUGGUUGGGCUCUUGAUCCGGUGGAGUGGCAGAUUCAAAUGGCUGGCGUUGUACUUUGCAAUUCCCCUGAUGAUGCUUGGGGUUGGGCUGAUGAUACAGUUUCGUCAGCCCAGCAGUGAUAUUGGCUACGUCGUCAUGACUCAGAUCUUUGCGGCCUUUUCAGGCGGGACGAUUGUGCUUUGUGGAGAGUUGGCUAUGAUGGCUCCGUCAAAUCAACAAAAUAUCGCCGCCAUUAUCGCCAUCUUGAAUUUAUUCGGUAGUAUUGGAAGCGCCAUGGGAGGUGCGGUGGCCACCGCGAUCUGGACCAGCGUUUUCCCAGCCGCUCUUCGAAAGUAUCUCCCCCCAGAAGUAGAUGCGGACAAGGUCUACGGGUCGAUCAUCGCUCAGAUGUACUAUAGACCUGGCACACCUGCUCGAGAGGCAAUCAAUCGGGCGUAUGGUGAGGCACAACGUUACAUGCUUAUUACAAGUCUCGCAUUGUUGGGUGGUGCAUUGAUAUGUGUGGCGCUUUGGCGGGAUAUUCGUAUCAAGGACAUGAAGCAAGUCCAAGGUCGUGUUAUAUAG